AUGUCAUUCACAAAUUUGUUGGAAAAGUACGAUUUCAAGCUUGCCCUGGCUUCAGAAGAGUACAAGCAACGCAGAAAAUAUCAGAUGGCAUUAUUCAUGGCGUCCGGUGCUGCGACAAUAUUUGCGGCUAGAUUUGCUUUCAAGUCAACUAUGGCACGCCAGUAUGUUCCAACACUUUUCCAGGGGAACCAUCAGCCGCCAACCAGCUACAACUUUACCACUGAUGCAGCGGUGGCUGUGGGAACAGGUACUGUUUUGUGUGGUAGUGUUUCGUCAAUGAUCAUUUUUGGAACCUGUUGGAUGAUGGAUGUCUCAACAUUCAAGGAGUUUGGCUGGAGAAUGAAAACGGUUAUGGGAGGCUACGAGAAGCAAAAGCAGUUGGCACAGAUGCCUUUGGAUGAGGAGAGCGAGAUCAUCCAGAACGGUCUUAACGACAUUUUGGAGGGCAAGUACGAUGACAUUGAGUAA
This is a messenger RNA of Meyerozyma guilliermondii ATCC 6260, 468 nucleotides long. RefSeq lists its product as uncharacterized. The coding region runs from base 1 to 468 and encodes 155 amino acids. The record is from RefSeq and is a predicted model, not a curated record. Gene Ontology annotation, cellular component: mitochondrion. The transcript has a single exon. Lineage: Eukaryota; Fungi; Ascomycota; Pichiomycetes; Serinales; Debaryomycetaceae.